UUUCGCCGUGCAGGGGAAGGUGUGCAGCCUGUGCGUACACAAAGUGAUCACCAGGUACACAAGUCCACUCGACUGCCUGCUACUGUCAGAGCCAAACAGAUUGAAUCGGACGACCCCCAAGAAAGUGUCUUGACCAACAUGUCUGAGAAACUGGUGGCCGAGGAGAAAGCGUUUCCCCCAGACCCUCCCCCUCCUUACUUAUCCACUGAACAGAGCUACCCUCCUCCACAGUAUUUCCCUCCCACCCAGCAAGAACCUGGCUACCUGUCGUACCAUGCUGGCCAGAGCUACCCGGGUCAGACUGUCUACCCGGCUCCCAUGCAGUACACACAGCCUGGCACCUUCUCGUCGAUUGUGGUGGCACCCCCUGUUCGGGAAAACACUCCUCCCCCGAGGACGAAGACUUCGUUUAUUAUCUCCAUUCUUGCGCUGAUAUUCUGUGUGGGAGCGUGGCCGUGUGGUGUCACCGCCAUCAUAUGCAACCGCAGGGCUAAGAGCCAAGUCGAACUCGGCCAACACACCCUUGCCAGAUCCUCCCUGAGGACAGCCGCCAUUUUCAUCAUCUGCACCGUCGUCUUUGGCAUCAUCGCCUGGGUCAUCUUUGGCGUGCAGCUCUGGAACGUCUUGAGGAUCAUCAAGGACUCGACCACGACCGCGAUCACGAUAACGACCUCGACGACGAUGACCGUUAAGGCAUCUGCUGCAUAAGGUGACUGCUGCCGUUAGCACCGGUGAAGCGAGAUAAUAGCGUCAACGAUUGUGACAAAUGCCAUUCGGAUAUUAUUAUACAGAGAUGUAAAUGUACAAGUGGAAUGUGUAGCUGACUGUGGCUGUCGAGUUCAGUGUCAUGGUGCAAGAAGCAUCGUAGCGACGGGCUGAAAAUGUAGUGACUGGUAAGCGUAGUGAAAGUUCUACCUUGUUUCAAUCCCCUCACACCUACAUCCAAGACGCUCUGCUGAUUAGGCGUCGAGCAAAUGUAACUGUGAUAAUGAACAGAUUUACUAUUUCAGUUUUCAGUCUGUUUUUGCAAUGAUUACAAUAAUAAAAAGUAAUAGUACAAUCGAAAA
Molecule: messenger RNA, 1067 nt
Organism: Pomacea canaliculata
Lineage: Eukaryota; Metazoa; Mollusca; Gastropoda; Architaenioglossa; Ampullariidae
Product: proline rich transmembrane protein 1B-like
Exons: 5
Coding region: 139-708 (189 amino acids)
Cellular component (GO): membrane
Molecular function (GO): symporter activity
Source: RefSeq, a predicted model, not a curated record